CUGUCUGUUACAGGGGAUGGAGGAAGCGUCUGCCCUCGGCAUCCUCGACCACUCUGUCAUUAAAAAAGUCCCCAUCCCCUCCAAGCUGAACGGCUCCUCCCUCUCGGCGCUGUCCCUCUCCAAGGAGGGCCUGGGGAUGGGCUGCGUGUCCAACCCGGCGGAGGUCUUCUGCUCGGUGCCCGGCCGGCUCUCCCUGCUCAGCUCCACCUCCAAGUACAAGGUGACGGUGGGCGAGGUGCAGCGCCGGCUCUCACCACCAGAGUGCCUCAACGCCUCCCUGCUGGGCGGAGUCCUGCGCAGGGCCAAGUCCAAGAACGGGGGCCGCUGUCUGCGCGAGCGUCUGGAGAAGAUCGGCCUCAACCUGCCCGCAGGCCGACGCAAGGCGGCCAACGUCACACUGCUCACGUCCCUGGUGGAGGGCGAGGCGGUCCACCUGGCGAGGGACUUCGGCUACGUGUGUGAGACGGAGUUCCCUGCCCGGGCGACCGCAGAGUUCCUGGUGCGGCGCAGCGACCCCGAGCAGCUGCCCCCCCGCCGCAGCAUGCUGCUGGCCACCAAGGAGAUCUGCAAGGAGUUCAUGGACCUGAUGUCCCAGGACCGGUCCCCACUGGGGGGCAGCCGGCCCACCCCCUGCCUGGAGCCCACCGUGCAGGGCAGCCUCACGCACUUCAGCCUGCUCACGCACGGCUUUGGCACGCCCGCCAUCUGCGCCGCGCUCUCCGCCUUCCAGAGCUACCUGCUGGAGGCCGUCAAGGUGCUGGACAAGGGCGAGGGCGGGGGCAAGGGUCACCACGGCGACAAGGAGGUCAAGCACCGGAAAUAGAUGGAGGAGGAGGAGGAGGAGGAGAAGCA
Gadus morhua (Atlantic cod) is the source of this 852-nucleotide messenger RNA. Its product is annotated as transcription factor AP-2-epsilon. Gene Ontology annotation, molecular function: DNA-binding transcription factor activity, RNA polymerase II-specific; RNA polymerase II transcription regulatory region sequence-specific DNA binding. Gene Ontology annotation, cellular component: nucleus. Bases 17 to 823 code for a protein of 268 amino acids. Gene Ontology annotation, biological process: regulation of cell population proliferation; regulation of transcription by RNA polymerase II; anatomical structure development. The record is from RefSeq and is a predicted model, not a curated record. The transcript is spliced from 5 exons. Lineage: Eukaryota; Metazoa; Chordata; Actinopteri; Gadiformes; Gadidae.